AUGAAGAUUUUCGGAACAUGCUUUGUUAGUUUGGCCUUUCUUUGGAGUUAUCUUGCGUCAAUAACUUUAGCGGAAAAGACGCUUCUCAACUCAAAGUUUCAAGAACAGUGCAAUGGUAUUUAUUCCAAAUCCGAAUCUGGAGGCUCUUUGAAUCCUGCAAUAUAUAUCAAUUGGACGCAACCUUGGGAUGUGGAAAACGAAAUUGAAGUCUUGAUCUUCCGUUGGAAAGAUAUACAGCAAAUAGGAAAAACUAAAGAAAAUAAUGAGAAAGCGUAUAUUUGUGAUUAUGAUGCUGCUUAUACAUACCAUUUCUGUGAGCCUGAGCAAGUAGGCUUAUAUAUUUGGAAUGCUACUUCUGCAAAGACAGUUCGUUCACAAAUUGUUUCUUCUUACCCAACCAACAUAGUAUACGAUAUAAGCCACUCUGGAUAUUACUGCAUUUGGACACAUUCACUAAAGGAUAAACCAUACCAGGCUCUCGUCAAUUGGCAAAAUGCGUAUGGUAAUCUACCAGCUUCUCAAUAUCCUCGCUUGCCUUUAUCUGGCGGAAUAACUAUUGCAUACAGUGCAAUUUUGGCUUUAUGGAUGUUUUUUCGUUUUCAAUAUAAAAAUUCCAUUGUACCUGCUCAGCGUGUCUUGCUGUUUGUUUUUGUUUUUUCAUGUAUCACUCAAGCGUUAACAUCUAUCAUUUUGGAUACAAAGAACCUUCGAGAUAGGACGAGUUUUACUUGGAUCUCAGAAUUUAUAAUCUCGGUAAUAUUCUCCUUGGAGAAAUUGUUUGACUUUAUUUUGUUGCUUGUAUUUUCUUGGGGAUAUACGAGCUAUUCUCCAAAAAUUACUGAGAGAUUAAUGAAACAGCACAGUCUACCGCUAAUCUUUUUGUUCCUUUCUUUAUUUUCCGUCAAAUUUUUUGGUAUAUCUAUUCAGUCCAUUCACCUUGGUUUAUGGUAUGGAGUCUUUUUAAUCAUUGCUGUGUCCUCCUCAUUGGUAUUGUUGUAUCAAGCUUUAUUAUAUUUUCCUACUACGCUUCAAGCGAUGAUAGAAAAAGAAUUCGUCUUGUUGCAUAACAAUUUUAAAGUAUUACGCAUUUCCGCUACUAUAACCAUGAUCUUGAAUGCCGCUUUCGGUCUUGUUGCUUUUGCUCUUUGUUUCAAGACUAAUCAUUCUUCUUCAUCCAAAAUUUGGAAGUUCCGAUGGUUUUUCAUGGAUGGUUGGAUGGAUGCCUUACAUCUAAUUUGUCUAAGUUUGUUAGCAUUCUUAUGGAGACCUUCUCCAAAAAACCGUGAACUUGAUCCUCAUGGAUUAAAUUACCCAGAUUUUGAUCCUCGUCUUGAGGAAGAACUACAUUUGAUACAAGAAGACAUUAACCUGCCAUAA
This is a messenger RNA of Schizosaccharomyces octosporus yFS286, 1377 nucleotides long. RefSeq names its product seven transmembrane receptor-like protein. The transcript is spliced from 3 exons. Gene Ontology annotation, cellular component: Golgi apparatus; membrane. The coding region runs from base 1 to 1377 and encodes 458 amino acids. Gene Ontology annotation, biological process: retrograde transport, endosome to Golgi. Lineage: Eukaryota; Fungi; Ascomycota; Schizosaccharomycetes; Schizosaccharomycetales; Schizosaccharomycetaceae. The record is from RefSeq and is a predicted model, not a curated record.